AUGAAUCUACUUCAACUCCCUACAGAGAUUCUGCUCAUUAUUCUCCGCCUAAAGGGAUCUGCAUUUUUCCGCCGUAAUAUUCGUCGACUUGUGGUGUCAAAAUCGUGGUAUGAGCUCGCCAGGCUGGUCCUCCUUCAAGACCUUCAGUUGUCUGCCAAGUCACUUCCGAAAUUCCUCAAGGCGGACAUGAGUUCUUUGGUUCAUCAACACACAAGAACCGUCAAGGUCGCCUUCGAUGUUGUCCGAGAUCGCUGGGCGGUAUCCUCAGGAUCACGCCAUGUCUGGAGAAUAGUGGUUACAGACUGGACAACAAAUGUGGACAACGACUUGACAUCGCUUGCCUCCAUUUUACAAGGUUGCAGUAAUCUGCGCAGUCUCAAAUUGAGACCAAGGCCAAGGCCGCGUCCCCUGGGAAUGAUCUCGCAGACCUGGCUCUCGUCAGACGCUCUCGUCUCUCUCCUAUCUGUUGGCCACCUCACCUGCCUUGAAUUUGACACUGUCAGCACCGGGCUCCGUAGUACAACUAGCCACCGCAGGUCUGACAUUUGCGAAGUUAUCAGGGCGCUGCUCCCCACGCUUCGACGAUUGCGCUGUCGAAUGAGAAAGAUCUGCCCCAGAAUCCUGCUCCCUCCCGAAGAAGGCCCACUUUUGAGCCUCGAGGAGGUCAUCAUCAACUUGAACUUGGGUGAUCCAACCUCCCAUGAUCCGCCUCAGCACGCCUACCGAUGCGGCAUCUUUGUAUCCGGUUCACCUGCGACGUGGAAAGCGGAAAUGGAGUCAGGAGCAAAAGAUUUGGUGGAUAGAAUGGCAACACCGCGAGUUGUAAGGGUCUUGUCACGCUCACCGUCUGGCCCCCAAACGGAAUGUUUUGAUGCCAUUGCACAGCGUCGGAUGAUGCUCGCGCCUAGUGCGGCUUGGGAUGCAGAUGGAGAGGAGGUGGUGGAAACGGCGGCAGAUGAAGGGUCCUGA
Fusarium vanettenii 77-13-4 is the source of this 969-nucleotide messenger RNA. RefSeq lists its product as uncharacterized. Bases 1 to 969 code for a protein of 322 amino acids. The record is from RefSeq and is a predicted model, not a curated record. The transcript has a single exon. Lineage: Eukaryota; Fungi; Ascomycota; Sordariomycetes; Hypocreales; Nectriaceae.